UAAAAUAGCUCAAUAUCUUUUGGGGGUUGUUUCCUGUCUGUUGUUGUAUCAGGAUAUGAAUUCACUGGUAUCAAGUCUCAAUUUGCAAUGCAAAAUGCCCUAUUUUGCUGUGCAACAUUCCAUCUUUCUCAUGCCUUCCAUUUUCAUCAUUUGGUUAUUACAAAGAGCUGGGAAAAGCCACUGGGCAUAUACUUAAAGCACUGAGGAUAGUCAGACCAUCAUCUGCAAUAGAAUGUUAAAGUUGUUUACCCUUUUGAUUUUGGUUAUUUGACCAAGACAUCAUGGUAAAUAUAGCAUUUAUUUUAUGUAGCAUCUUUUCCUGUGGUAUCUUAAAGAGCUUUGUAUAAUAAUGCUAUAUUAGAGUUCUAGCCUGAUAUUGCAGCAACUAUGAAGCCAGAAGGAGCAGCUAAUCUGCAUUCAUUAGUAUUGUGUCUCAAAUGUAGCCUUGGGCACCAGGACCUGUGUUACUGAGAGAGGAAAUGAUGGCUAUGUCACUGGGAUUAUCCCCACUAUUCUUUUUUCCACUCCAAAUGUGUCAAAGGCACUUUAUUUUCUUCUUUGAGUGAUUACUCAUGUGUAUUCCACAAUAGGUGUGUGUGCUCGCCACGUGCACUGGUGUCGGAAGUUUUUCCCCUAGCAACCCCCGGAGUGGCACGCGGUAUAAGGGGCGUUGCGCACUCCCCCCACCCUCAGUUCCUUCUUGCAGCUAGUGAAGGUGCUUCGGAACUGCUAUGCUCCAGCUUUGCUGUAGCUCGUCCCCAGAACUGCUUGUUUGUUCAGUGUAUGGUACCUGACCUGUAGUUAGUUAGUUGAUUAGUUAGUUUAGUUUAUCUCGUGCGCCUGAGCUGGAGCAUGCCCUGUGCCCUGGAUUUUAAGUCGUGCGACACUUGUAGGCGACCUAUGCCAGUGAGUGAUCCUCACGCAGACUGUUUAAGAGAGCGGAACGCAAGUAUUUUGUGCUCCUAACUCCCUGGUGGUCGAGUCGGUCAACGACAGGGAACAGCAGAGCCAACCAGCCCCUACUCCAAAAAAUAAAGAUUCGAGGAGCGAGGAGACUGGACUCAUUUGGAAGAAAAAUGUAUUUGUCCUCGAGCUUCCAGUUAUGGGUGGCGAACCACCAGGCUCUCCUGGGCCGGUAUGAGUUCAAUCUGUGGGGCUCCACGGCCAAGUUCAAGGAGCGCGACAAGAAGGAGUUCAAAGCGCUGGUGGAAGAGGGUACAGCGGCUGCCAGGGCAACCCUGCAGGCAGCUUCGGAUGCAGCAGACAUAGCCGCGCAGUCCAUGAGAAGGGCAUCAUGGCUCCUGCUCUCUGAGCUGUCCAGCAAGGCGCAGACGUCCCUACAGGACCUCCCGUUUUGACGGCAAAGCUCUGUUUGCGGAACAAAUGGAUACAAAGCUGCAUGGCCUGAAAGACUCCCGCACGAUGCCCCAGACUCUGGGUCUCUAUGUUCCGACUCCAGCUAAACCUAAGUUCAAGCCGUAGCAGACUUCCACCCAGGCCACCCAUUCAAAAUACGAGAUCACUUAUAAAAAGUCGCGGGACUAUAAGAGGCGCCCACAGAGGAGGUCUUGGCCUGCCCCCCAGCCAGGGUCCUCCAAGGGCAAGCUGGCAGGGAAAAGGCGGUUUUGAUGGGACGCCUGGGGUGUCCUGCCAGUUCUCAUCAGGGAUCCACCCUCAGUAAAGCUUCCCUUCUCCAAUUGGUUGUGUACUUUCCUCCCGGAGUGGUCGCAGUGGACCUCGGACCGAUGGGUCCUCAAUACCAUCUCCCGGGGCUACACCUUCCAGUUUACUUCCACGCCGCCCAACCACCCUCCUUCCCUUCCCUCCGGGGGGACCCCUCACACGAGGCUCUGCUCGAGAAGGAGGUGGGGCGACUCCUGGGCCUAGGAGCGGUGGAAGCAGUGUCAGGGGGUUCAAAGGCAAGGGGUACUACUCCUGCUAUUUCCUUAUCCUGAAGGCCAAAGAAGGGCUCAGGCCCAUCUUGGACCUGCAAUGUCUGAACCAGUACAUAGAAUCAUAGAAUAUCAGGGUUGGAAGGGACCGCAGGAGGUCAUCUAGUCCACCCCCUGCUCAAAGCAGGACCAAUUCCCAACUAAAUCAACCCACCCAGGGCUUUGUCAAGCCUGACCUUAAAAACCUCUAAGGAAGGAGAUUCCACCACCUCCCUCGGUAACCCAUUCCAGUGCUUCACCACCCUCCUAGUGAAAAAGUUUUUCCUAAUAUCCAACCUAAACCUCCCCCACUGCAACUUGAGACCAUUAUGCCUUGUUCUGUUGUCUGCCACCAUUGACAACAGUCUAGAUCCAUCCUCUUUGGAACCCCCUUUCAGGUAGUUGAAAGCAGCUAUCAAAUCCCCCCCUCUCAUUCUUCUCUUCUGCAGACUAAAUAAUCCCAGUUCCCUCAGCCUGUCCUCGUAAGCCAUGUGCUCCAGCUCCCUAAUUAUUUUUGUUGCCCUCCGCUGGACUCUUUCCAAUUUUCCCACAUCCUUCUUGUAGUGUGGAGCCCAAAACUGGACACAGUACUCCAGAUGAGGCCUCACCAAUGUCAAAUAGAGGGGAAUGAUCACGUCCCUCUAUCUGAUGGCAAUGUCCCUACUUAUACAGCCCAAAAUGCCAUUAGCCUUCUUGGCAACAAGGGCACACUGUUGACUCAUAUCCAGCUUCUCGUCCACUGUAAUCCCUAGGUCCUUUUCUGCAGAACUGCUUCCUAGCCAUUCAGUCCCUAGUCUGUAACAGUGAAUGGGAUUCUUCCGUCCUAAGUGCAGGACUCUGCACUUGUCCUUGUUGAACCUCAUCAGGUUUCUUUUGGCCCAAUCCUCUAAUUUGUCUAGGUCCCUCUGUAUCCUAUCCCUACCUUCCACUUGAAACCGGCUGCCAACUAGACAUGGAGCCAUUGAUCACUACCUAUUGAGCCCGAUGAUCUAGCCAGCUUUCUAUCCACCUUAUAGUCCAUUCAUCCAGCCCAUACUUCUUUAACUUGCUGGCAAGAAUACUGUGGGAGACCGUAUCAAAAGCUUUGCUAAAGUCAAGGAAUAACACAUCCACUGCUUUCCCCUCAUCCACAGACCCAGUUAUCUCCUCAUAGAAGGCAAUUAGGUUAGUCAGGCAUGGUGAAGUUCAAGUUUUGCAUGAUCUCCCUAGCCUCCAUCAUCCCCUCCUUGGAUCCCGGGGACUGGUACGCUGCCCUCGAUCUGCAGGACGCGUACUUCCACAUUCAUAUAUUUGAGGGGCACAGACGCUUCCUCCGUUUCACGGUGGGGCAGGAACACUACCAAUUUAUGGUCCUCCCAUUUGGCCUGUCCACUGCCCCCAGGGUAUUCACUAAAUGUAUGUCGGUGGUAGCGGCCUACCUCAGGCUCUGGCGGGUCCAGAUCUUCCCCUAUCCGGACAACUGGUUGGUCAAGGGCAGUUCCUGGUCGCAGGUGUGGUGUCACGUGGCGCUCCUUCUGUCCAUGUGCACGACUUUGGGCCUGUUGGUGAACAACACCAAUUCCAUGUUAGUCCUGGUACAACGCAUAGAGGUUAUCGGGGCGGUCCUGGAUGCCUCGUCAGCCAGAGCCUCCCUCCCACCGAACAGGUUCGAGACCCUGAAGGGGCUCAUCGACACAGUCACAAGGUUUCCGGUGACAACAGCCAGAGCGUGCCUCCAGUUUUUGGGUCACGUGUCUGCGUGCAUGUAUGUGGUCUGUCACACCAGACUCAGGAUGAGGCCCCUCCAGCUCUGGUUGGCCUCGGAGUUCUCCCAGGCCAGAGACAGGAUGGACAAAGUACUCACGGUGCCCAAGCCAGUGAUCACAUCCCUAGGGUGGUGGUCCUCCUUGAGAAACAUGCUCCAAGGGGUCCCGUUCAGGGGCAGGGCCCUGUCGCUGGAUCUGGUGUCUAACGCAUUGGACCUGGGAUGGGGGGCCCAUGUGGGGAACGUUCAGACCCAAGGUCUGUGGUUGGCUCAGGAUCUGACCCUCUACAUAAACAUCAAGGAGCUCAGGGCAGUACGGCUGGCGUGCAUGGCCUUCCACUCGCACCUGGAGGGCCAGGUGGUCAGGGUUCUCACAGACAACACAGCCUCGAUGUUUUGCAUCAACAGGCAAGGCGGGGCCCAAUCCUCUGCCCUCUGCCAUGAAGCCCUCAGGCUGUGGGACUUUUGUAUAGCCCAUAACAUCUGCCUACGUGCCUUCCAUCUACCAGGAGCCUGGAACUCGCAGGCAGAUCACUUGAGCAGGGACUUCUCCUCUCAGCAUGAGUGGUCUCUCCACCCAGAGGUGGUGCACAGACAUUUCCAAGUGUGGGGAACCCCAGGGGGACCUGUUUGCGACUCGGCAGAACCGUCACUGUCCCCUGUUCUCCUCCAGAGGGGCUGGGAUGGGCGCUAUCUCUGAUGCCUUCCUCCUGUUUUGGUCAGGCCAGUUUCUCCAUGCCUUUCCCCUGUUACCGCUGAUUGGCAAGGUCCAGGAAAAGAUAAAGAGAGACAAGGCCUGGGUCCUUCUGAUUGCCCCGGCAUGGCCCAGGCAGCAUUGGUACGGAGCCCUUAUGGGCCUGGCGGUCACCCCACCGUGGCCGUUGUCUCCCGCGCGGACCUACUCUCCCAGGACCAGGGCUGCCUCCUCCACCCCAGCCUAGCGGCACUCCACCUCAUGGCGUGGCUGCUCAAUGGUUAGGCCGGGAGGAAAAGACAUGUUCAGAAGGGGUUCGGCCCGUCCUCUUAGAAACCAGGCGACCCUCCAUGCGCCGAGCAUACUUUGGCAAAAUGGUCUAGAUUUUCCAGAUGGGCAGAUGAGUGGGGCGUUUCCCCGGUGGCCACCCCGAUCCAGCUGAUUCUGGACUAUCUCCUUCACCUUAGAGCCCAGCGCCUGGCACCCUCAUCAGUCAAGGUGCACCUGGUGGCCAUAUCGGCCUUCCACCCGCCGGUACAGAGCCACACGGUAUUCUCCCAUGCUAUCACUGGCUGAUUCCUUAAGCGGUUGGAUCAUCUUUUCCUGUAUGUUAGGUCCCCAGUCCUGCAGUGGGACCUAAACCUGGUGUUGGCCCGUCUCACUGGGCCCUCGUUUGAGCCACUAGCUUACGUGCUCCUGGUCACACCUCUCGUAGAAGGUAGCCGUCCUGGUUGCGAUCACGUCGGCUAGGCAGGUCUCUGAACUCAGGGCCGUGAGCUCAGAGCCCACGUAAACAGUGUUUCAUAAAGAUAAGGUCCAGCUCUGCCCACACCCUUCAUUCCUCCCGAAGGUGGUCUCUGCCUAUCACAUGAGUCAGGACAUUUUUCUGCCGGUCCUCUGCCCCAACCCCCAUGCAUCCAGUGAGGAGCGCUGCCUCCACACGCUGGAUGUGAGACGGGCUCUGGCUUUUUACCUGGAGCGGACUGAGCCGUUCAGGAAGUCUUCGCAACUGUUCAUCAUCUCGUCUAGGUGCAUGAAAGGUCAUCCGAUCUCCACUCAGUGGCUCUCCAAUUGGAUCACCUCAUGCAUCCAUACCUGUUAUGACCUGGCGGGAAUCCCUCCGCCACCAAUUGUGAAGGCACACAGGACUAGGGCGCAGGCCUUGUCGGCUGCCUUUUUGGCCCAUGUCCCCAUUCAGGACAUUUGUAGGGCUGCCACAUGGUCUUCAAUUCACACGUUCACCUCGUCUCCCAGACCAGGGAGGACGCCGGGUUCAGCAGGGCUGUACUCUGUCCCGAGAGUUUAUGAACUUCUUCCCACCUCCAACAGAUAUAGCUUGGAAUCACCUAUUGUGGAAUACACUUCACCAAUCACUCAAAGAAGAAAAGAGUUACCUUUUCCGUAACUGGUGUUCUUCGAGAUGUGUUGUUCAUGUCUAUUCCACAUACCGCCCUCCUUCCCCUCUGUCGGAGUUGUCUGGCAAGAAGGAACUGAGCGUGGGGGGAGCGUGCAGCCCCCUUAUACUGCACCAUGGAGGCACCACUCUAGGGGUUGCUAGGGGUGCUCCCCUACGGGUACUGCUGGGGAAAAACUUCCGGCACAGGAAUAGACAUGAGCAACACAUCUCGAAGAACACCAGUUACGGAAAAGGUAACUGUCUUUUUCUCCUGGUGCUCUCACCAGAGAUGAGACAGAAUUGAGCUCCAUUUAAUGUUUAAAGCUCCCUAAUAUAGCUCUUUAAAUUCCAUGUAAUGCCCCCUAAUGCUGCACUUCAGUUUCAAUGUGGAAUCUGAGCUGAAGUUCAUCAUACCAACAGGGAAAAAUGCUAGUGUCUCAUUGACACUUAGCAUCAUGUAUUCCCCAUUUUUGGGUGGUGGACAGCAAAAGUAACUCAGCCAGUGUUCAGGUAGCUGGUUUAGUUCAUUUUCAUGCUGUGAUCUUAAUGGUUGCUUUGUUAUAGAUGUUAUUUGUGGUUUUUUCAUACAGUGUUGCACAACCAUCGUGUCUCAUCCAUUACUUCUGUCAUUCUGAGGAUAUUCUUGCUGGAUGUCAUGACUUUAAAAAACAAAAACAAAAAACCCUUCCCAACAGCUGUUUUAUUAAUUUAAUCACAAUUGAGAGGACUCAGCACCUCUCAAGAAAGUACUUAGCACCACUGCAAGGUUCGACCUAUAUUACCCUGACAGACUCCCAGCACCAGUGAGAAGCCCUUAUAACUGUUCUGAAAUCAGACUGCAGGCAUCAAACCAAGUUAGCUUCUUUGUGAAAAAUGCUAGUGCUCCAAUAUCCUAAAUUGGCCUCUUUGAACAUUCAGGAAAUGGCGAUAACUUCCACAACUGACCUACUGAAUAUGGAGUGUGUAUGUGACUUGAGUAAAAACCCCGAAAACCCUAAAAAGUUUUAGGUGCUUGCUUGUACGUGCACAUAUUUGCAUCUGCUCUGCUCAGCUGCAAACAACUUGUGUGCUAAUACAGCAACAUACCCUUUAAAUAGUCUAAUGCCUGAGCAUGCACAAAUGUGUACUUUUGUG
Malaclemys terrapin pileata is the source of this 6899-nucleotide messenger RNA. RefSeq lists its product as uncharacterized. The coding region runs from base 3107 to 4375 and encodes 422 amino acids. Lineage: Eukaryota; Metazoa; Chordata; Testudines; Emydidae. The transcript has 2 exons. The record is from RefSeq and is a predicted model, not a curated record.